Rhodofomes roseus is the source of this 3138-nucleotide messenger RNA. RefSeq lists its product as uncharacterized. The transcript is spliced from 3 exons. The record is from RefSeq and is a predicted model, not a curated record. NCBI's taxonomy places the organism in Eukaryota, Fungi, Basidiomycota, Agaricomycetes, Polyporales, Fomitopsidaceae. Bases 1 to 3138 code for a protein of 1045 amino acids.
AUGGCUUCUGGGCUGGGUAUUGCAGUCGACUCGGCAGCUGAGCCUCCUCACCACGUGGAACAAGGGCCAUCCGGCUUACACCUGCAGGGACACUCUUCAGCGGCCUUCGGGAAAAAUAUAUCGGAGUCUGCAGACUGCGUGGCUGGACCUUCGGAUGCGGUACGCUCAGCAGCAGGAGUCCCCGAGCCAACGAGAGGCGCGUUCGGUCCUGCGUGCGAGGCAGCUACGGAAGGACUCACGGCGAGCACCUCGCGUCCCUCUCUACCGAGCCAUACGAGCACGUCCUCCUCAAUGAACACGGAGGCCGGGUUGUCUGGCCAUUUCGUUCGGUCCGAUACUCUCCUCAGUUUUGGUCGGUCUCAAACGCGGAAUGCGGCCGAGCUAAAGGCUCUCAUGGGCAAUUCCAAUUCUCGGUUGAAGGCUGGAGCGACGGUACACGUUGCCUCCAGAAGGACUGAACAAGGUUCCGAUGACACGCAGGUGGACGCGGUCGCAUUGGAACAGGCUAAAUCACGAAGCCGAGUAGAAGUAGACAUCGUCCUCGACAGCGAUACCUUCGUUCAAGGUGGGUUCAUGAAAGGGCAUGUCAAGGUUCGGGUCCGCAAGCGGUCGAGGAAGGAAGACCACGUCUGCCUAGCUGAUCCGAAGGUCCGCGUCAUCGGGUUCGAGUGCAUUCCAGGGCAGAGCGAGCGUCAUACUUUCUAUCAAUGCGCUUCGCCGUUAUCGACAAUUACGGAUGGCGUGGAUCGCCUUUUCGAUACGCCCACGGGCUCAGACGGCUUCGCGCGUGCAGUAGAAGGCCUUCACACCUUCCCAUUUGCCAUGCGCCUGCCCACGGACAGCAAAUUUGGUGCCGCUAAGGGCGUACUAAACCUGCACUCCGGAGUAACUGUGCAAUAUAUAGCCAUGAUUUCUAUCAAAGUAAAAGACCCGAAGACAGAGAAAAGGUCCAUCGCGCACUUCUACAGGAAUUGCGAGGUUUGGCCACGACUUAGCGCCUCCAUCCUUCUCGCCUCCGCCCCGAGACCGCUUCAAGCUACCACCAGCAAGAGCCUCGCUAUGCUCAGCAGCGAUAGGAAGGUCAAGCUCACGGCUCAGCUACAUCGCUUGACUUGGAUCGCGGGACAACGCUGCUACAUUAGCGUCUCGGUAGCGAACGACACAAAGAAGAUCGUGAAGACGCUCACGUUGACGCUCGUACGCUCGACGACGAUGUUCAGACCUAGCCCCGAGCUGGAUACUGGGCGUGCUCGCAGUGUCGAUCCUGAUGCAUGCCAGACGACAACACUGCACAAGGUGGUUGGAGAGACCGUCUUGGAGAUGGCUCAGUCGGGUACCAAGGGUCGCGCAAGUGCCAAGGGCUGGUGGACUGGGGUGGGCCCUGGCAAGGAGCUGUCGUUCUCGCAUUACAUCCUUAUCCCACCUGAAGCACUCUCCGUCACUCGGUCGCGUUUCCUCGAGGUCGAAUACUCCAUCCGUGUCACGCUCAGCGCGGGGUCACUCACUCCAGACGUUUACGUUACACUGCCUAUCAGGGUCAUCAACUUCCUGUCCAUCGAUCCUAUCCCAAGCGAGCCCUCACGUUCGUUGCUCGCGGAGCCUGUGCAUCCGCUGAAGCGUCGCCGUUCCAUCGAUGGCGAAUUGGAUCCAGUGCCGCGCGCAUCUAUAUCGCGGACAGCAAUGCGUGCAGAUGGACUCGUCGACGCCGAUGCCCACGAUCCAGCUAUCUUUCAGCAGCAGUCGAAUCGUGGCUCGCCUCGCUCCGUAUCCGAUGCGUGGACGAGAGAGCAUUCAUUGCGCCUCACAAAUCCUGACCAGGUGUCCUCCACAAUCACAACCUCGGAUAGCGACGCGAGCAUGUAUUCCUCGGACGAAAGCUGUCAAUCAAGCAUGGACGAACUUGCGUCCUCCUCAGAGACUCAGAUUUCGCGUGGACUGGGCAAUCUCGAUCUUGAGGACCCUGAUUCCGACGAGGAGGUUGGGUUUGUGGUUGGCUCUGCCCCUCUGGAAGACACGGAGGAUCCCACGAUUGCUGGGCCAGAGUACGGUUCCUCGCGUGCCAUUGUACCGCGGCCCAUGGGUCCGCGCUCCGGCAGCAGAGCCGGACGAGACAGGGGACGAGCACGCGACGUCCGCCCCAUCCAAAGGCGGAACACGAUCAAUGUUGGUGCUCUUCCCCCAAGGGAAUACAGGAAUGUCCGUGAUGAAACGGAGCGCAGGGCGAGGGAAAGCUUUGUCGAGGGCGUGAAUGAACGACUUCUAGCUGCUACGUCACUUCGUGGCUUGCGCAGACGUGACAGACAUGAUCCAGCGGACUCCGUGCACAGCUCUGACGGCGCAAUAACCGACAUGGACGCUACCCCUCGCCUCGUCCAGGAUCGCAGUGAUAUCCCCCAGGUAUCAGUACGUCCUCUGCGCCCCUCACGCAAUCCUGCUAGACGCACACCUGCUCCGAGUGGCAACGGAACCUUUCCUACUGGCAGUCAAGACUGCGCUGCUGUUGGCAUGGGUACCGCAGUAGAUGCUACAUCUGUUUCCGGUUCGGCCUUUUCUCAACAUUCGGUGCGGAGGUCGCGGGCACUACCUCGUCCCCCGGUGAACAUAUCAACAGCCAGUGUGGAAUCUGGGCAUAUGGCAUCAACAGCGCCCAACGCACCACCCGUGGGACCUCCAAUCUACGACGGACCCUCAACUGUUGAGACAUUUCCAAUCGCUCGGUCUCAACAAGCCGUUUCCGUGACUGGAGGCGGUGGUUACGUGCCAACACCUUCCGAUAGUGGUGUCGGUUGUCACCCGCCAGACAUGCAAUCCGUCUUCCACGUAGACACGGUUUCGCAGGAACACGACGGCACAGGCCUUCGCGGGAGAACCGUUCACGCCUUUGUUGGCAAUGCAUCGCGAUCCGAAUCGAGCUCGUCCGCAUCCACGUCCAGCUCCGGGUACGAUAGUGGCUACUCGUACGAGACGUCGAUGACCUCGGUACACUCUGUGGACGACGGCGGGCGCCCGACGUCGACGGUGGGCAUGCGGAUGGCGGGCGCGUCCGAGAGCGCCGUCCCGGUGCGGGGGCGCAUCGCUGUCAAUGAAUUUGAGGACCGCGUCAAGUGCGUGCGGCCCGUCUCGAGUGCGUUUGUGUAG